Messenger RNA from Sodiomyces alkalinus F11, 1684 nucleotides. Its product is annotated as carboxypeptidase B. Bases 86 to 1372 code for a protein of 428 amino acids. NCBI's taxonomy places the organism in Eukaryota, Fungi, Ascomycota, Sordariomycetes, Glomerellales, Plectosphaerellaceae. Gene Ontology annotation, biological process: proteolysis. The record is from RefSeq and is a predicted model, not a curated record. Gene Ontology annotation, molecular function: metallocarboxypeptidase activity; zinc ion binding. The transcript has 3 exons.
CUUUGAACCGUGCAACUAGCUGUGGUGUUGUGGUCUUCUCUCUCCACCGAAGUGCCAGUCAUACGGAUACCCUACCACCAUCACGAUGAAGCUCCUCGUUGGCCUUGGAGCUGUCGCCGUACCUCUGGUGUCCGCACGGAUCGUCGCACCCCGCGGCCCCAGCGUCUCGUACGACGGUUACAGAGUCUACAGGGUCGACACCCACGCCGAUGUCGCCACGGUCGAAUCCCAGAUCCGCAACUUGCGUCUCGUCAACUUCAGCCCGGGCACCAUCGACCACCUUGACCUUGCCGUCUCCCCCGAGGACAUCUCCGCCUUUGACGCCCUCGGCCUCGACGCUGCCGUAGUGCACGAGGACCUGGGCAAAGACAUCCUUUCCGAGGGUCCCCUCCGGCCCUAUCUGCGGACAACCGAAAGCGCCGACCUGCCCGGCCUCGAGUGGUUCGACAACUACCACCCUUAUGAAGACCACCUUCAAUUCCUGGAGGACUUGCACCUUGCCUUCCCAGACAACUCGGAGCUUGUGACCGCCGGCGCGUCGUACGAGGGCCGUCCUAUCCAGGGCAUUCAUUUCUGGGGAGAGAAUGGCAAGGGCGGAAGGCCUGCCGUGUACUGGCACGGUACUGUCCAUGCGCGAGAGUGGAUCACCACCAUGACGGUCGAGUACCUGCUGUACCAGCUCAUUUCGGGCUACCUUGACGGCACCGAAGACGUCAAGGCCAUAGUCGAUGCCUACGACUUUUAUAUCCUUCCUGUGGUCAAUCCGGAUGGCUUCAUCCACACGCAGACCACGGACCGCAUGUGGCGCAAGAACCGCCAACCCCGCGACGCCGAACGCUGCACCGGAACAGACGUGAACCGCAACUGGCCCCACUUCUGGAACGUCACGGGCGGCGCCUCGGACAGCCCCUGCGCCGAGACCUUCCGCGGCCUGUCUCCGGGCGACACGCCCGAGAUGCAGUCCCUGGUGGCCUUCACGGACGCGGUGGCCGCCGCCAACGAGGGCGGCAUCAAGCUGUACAUCGACUGGCACAGCUACGGCCACCUGAUCCUCCUCUCCUACGGCGGGGACUGCGAUGCCCGCGUCGAGAACUACGAGCGCCAGAUGGAGCUCGCCCGCGGCACGGCGGCGGUGGUGGAGACGGUGGAUGGGUCCAAGUACACCGCCGGGCCGGUGUGUGAUGUGCUCUACGCGGCGAGCGGUGGGAGUAUGGACUAUGUGUAUGAUGUCGCGGGGGCCGAGUUGUCGUGGGGUUACGAACUGAGUCCUGCUGAUGCUGCUGGCGGUGGGUUUGUCUUGCCGGCGGAUCAGAUUCUUCCUACGGUUGUUGAGAACUGGGAGGGGAUGCGGUGGUUGCUGAGCACCAUGUGAGGCUGGGUAUGAUGCAUGACGGAUAGUCCCUACUCCUCUUCACAGUUGCUCUUGAGCACUAUAAUCUGACCCGAUCAGGAACGUUUUGAUUGACCAUGGCAAACGAGGUUCGUCUGGGUAUCAGACAAGCAUUUGCUGAUGCAAGUGAGGACUGUGAGGGCUAUCCGCUGAACAGUGAAUCGGGAAUUCAGGAUCAGCAACAAGGAUAAUAACCAGAACAAGUAACUAUGUGCAGAAAAUGGAGUAAAAGAAUGGAAAGCAACCCUAGCAACCCGGUGUGGGCAGAUAGUUCGUUUUCUCUUGCUCGUAGAG